This is a messenger RNA of Plenodomus lingam JN3, 321 nucleotides long. The record is from RefSeq and is a predicted model, not a curated record. Lineage: Eukaryota; Fungi; Ascomycota; Dothideomycetes; Pleosporales; Leptosphaeriaceae.
AUGGCCGCCGCGUGGGCAGAGGAUGUGUGGAUCGUUAGUGUGGAUACAAACUAUCUUGCUCGGGGCCCGGUGUUUCGGGCGGUGGAUUUGUUGAGGGGGGAGGAAGGGGAGGAGAGGGGGAAGAGGGGGAAGGGCAGGGCGGGGAGGAGGGAUAGUGCGAGGGGGGAUGGGGGGGUGGGCGAGCUCGAUGAUGAGACGUUGCAUCGAGGGGAGUAUUUGGUCAUGUAUAGGAUUCCGCCGCAGGCGGUUAGGGAUCAGACGGUUGUUGCUAGGGGGGAGGGGCAGGGGUGGAGGGCGGUUGGAGGGAUGGGUGGGUCGUGA